CAUUAUCGAAUUUGCCUUCGAGAUGGCGUACCAACCAAGAUCGAGCACAAGUCGCUCUCGAGCUUCGCAGCGGUCCAUGCGUCGUCUCCCAGUGCCCGCGCUCUCCAUGUCGCUCCGCAGUCGUCGGGCGGAACACCCGACAAUCACUCUUGGGCUUGCCCAACUCGAUCGGUACCACGACCGAGCCGAGAAGGCCUUGAGUGAAACCAUCGCCGCGAACGGCACGGUGGAGCAUAACCUCGACCCGACACAAUGGAAAUGUCUUCGGUCACGGCACGGGGUCCGCCUUUUCCGUGGCCGCCACCCUACUACGUCAGACCAAAUACCUCUGCGCUGCGUUGGAGCUCUGCGCGGCAGCUUCGACGACAUCAUGGAGGGGAUCUACUGCCAGAACACAGAGGAAAUGCUGCUGAUGAACGCCAUCAAAUGCCCGAGAUUAUCAGAGAGCGCAGUGCUCUACGCUGUCCAGCGACAAACAGUGUGUGAGCCAUACGCCUUCACGGGCAUCAAAUGCACGACGAUCAAACUAUCGGUGGCAAGCAACCGAGACUUGUGCUACUUUGACAAGAUGGGGCUGGUGCGCCAGACUUCAGGGAAGCGGAUGGCCUACCACGUCAUGCAGUCGGUGGAUCUGCCCGAAUACCCGCACAAGUCGACGCAUAAGCGAGUGCAGACGUCGCUCUGCUACGUGUUUGAGGAGCUGGAGGACGAUCUGGUGGGCGUCUACAUGCAAGGUGAGAUGGACCACGCGGCGUUGUCGUAUUUCUCCACGCCAGCAGUAUCGGAUCUGUUGCUGGCAGUCACGAACGCAAUGGAAUGCACUCGAGCCAAGAAACUCGCAGAGAUGAUGGCUAUUGCACCUCCUGGACGCUGGGGACGACGACUGUCUCGCCGAUGCUGCGACGUGUGUCGAGGCAGCACAUCGAUCUUUGAGAGUCUGCAGGAAUGUGCAGGUUGCAACUUCAAAUACGUCUGCAGAAAGUGUCGACUGAAGGAGAAUGUCCUUGCACGUGACACGGCGUCGACCUCGCAUCUAAUGCGAGCGGAAUUCUGUCGUGUUUGUAUCUCCAAGAUGGACUCGACUUCCAUCGACGAAUUGCGCGCGGAAGCUAGUGGCUUCAGCAUGACUGGACAACGUACAGCAGCCAUGAACGCCGCGUUCUGCCAAGUCGAGGAGGAGCCUGAAGACGUGGAUAUCCCAGGCAGCGAUCGAUCCUUGACCGCCUUCACACUCAAGAUCACUGCGCAGUUGCAGGACCUCAGCAGUCGCAGCGACAUCCGCGUCUCGUCCAACCUGUCGUCUAUGGAGAAGGUGUCGCUUUCCGAGGACGAAGACGAUGACGCGCUGCUGGGCGAAGGUCGAGACGUGCUCAACUCGAUUGGAAAGAAGAGCAAGCAGCUUGUGCCGCUCGAGAAGGACUUGAUGGACACGUCGCGUCGCAGCUCCCGAUCAACGACGUCGACCGUGUCAUCCUCGCUCUACCAAGACGACAGCGACGCGGAGCAGUACCGGACGUCGCUUUUCGCGCGGUUGGUGCAGGUGUCGAACCAGGCAGAGGCAACAUACCACCUCACACAAGAGCAAUCGCUCAUUGCGCACUCAGUCUUGCAGCGCAACCGCCGAUGCAUGCAGUCGUCGGACAGAUCCGUCUACAGUCAGUAGUGCAGCCAUUUUGACAUCUUGGUUUUUUCGUAAAGUCGUUUUAACGUCAAUCGCCUGAUAAUAAAUUGACCAAUCUUUUUCACCAA
Molecule: messenger RNA, 1749 nt
Organism: Phytophthora nicotianae INRA-310
Lineage: Eukaryota; Oomycota; Peronosporomycetes; Peronosporales; Peronosporaceae
Exons: 1
Coding region: 23-1663 (546 amino acids)
Source: RefSeq, a predicted model, not a curated record